Messenger RNA from Lagenorhynchus albirostris (white-beaked dolphin), 819 nucleotides. RefSeq names its product peroxiredoxin like 2B (gene PRXL2B). The record is from RefSeq and is a predicted model, not a curated record. The coding region runs from base 86 to 685 and encodes 199 amino acids. Lineage: Eukaryota; Metazoa; Chordata; Mammalia; Artiodactyla; Delphinidae. The transcript has 7 exons.
GCGGAGCCGGGCCGCGCGUAGUACUGAAGGCUGAGCGGACUGCUGGAGAGCGGGCUUGCUGCUGGGGUCCGGGGUGGCAGUCGCCAUGAGCACGGUGGACCUUGCCCGCGUGGGCGCGUGUGUCCUGAAGCACGCGGUGACCGGGGAGGUGAGGCUGGACGGGCUCAGGGUGGAGCAGGCGUGCGUGGUGGCCGGCCUGCGGCGCUUUGGCUGCAUGGUGUGUCGCUGGAUCGCCCGGGACCUCAGCAGCCUGAAGGGGCUCCUGGACCAGCACGGCGUGCGCCUGGUGGGCGUGGGGCCCGAGGCCCUGGGCCUGCAGGAGUUCCUGGACGGUGGCUACUUCGCGGGAGAGCUCUACCUGGAUGAGAGCAAGCAGUUUUACAAGGAGCUGGGCUUCAAGCGGUACAACAACUUGAGCGUCCUGCCGGCCUCCCUGGGGAAGCCUGUUUGUGACGUGGCCGCCAAGGCCAAGGCUGUCGGCAUCCAGGGCAAUCUCUCCGGGGACCUGCUGCAGAGCGGAGGGCUGCUGGUGGUCGCCAGAGGUGGAGACAAAGUGCUGCUACACUUCGUCCAGAAGUCUCCAGGUGACUACGCCCCCCAGGAGAGCAUCUUGCAGGCCCUGGGCAUCUCUGCGCAGGUCUGUACCAGUGAGCCGCCCAAGGGUGACGAGGCGUGCUCAAGGUGAAGGCCCCGGGCCUCCAAGGAUGUGAGCGGCGUCUCCUGCCCUGGGCACACUGGGAGCUGGAUGUGAACAAAUUCCGGAAUCUCUGGGCUGGGGCUCAACUCUGCCUGGUCUGCAGGCAGCGAUGAGCAUUAAAC